AUGGUUGAAAAAGAGACUUACAACAUGGACGCCCAAGUUGGAGAGUCUUCGGCAUGUGCCACGGCCCUGCUAUGCGGAGUUAAAGCCAAUUACGAGACUGUUGGCCUGGACUCGUCCGCACGCUUCGAGAACUGUUAUUCCAGUUUUGAUGCCCGUGUACCGUCCCUUAUCAAUUGGGCGCAGGAGCAGGGUAAAUCGACGGGGCUGGUCACGACCACGAGGGUGACACACGCGACACCCGCGGCGCUUUACGCGCACGCAGUCAGCCGUUACUGGGAGGACGAUGGCAAGGUGCCACCUGCUGCGCGGACCUCUUGCAAGGACAUCGCACGUCAGCUGCUCGAGGACGAGCCUGGUCGUAACAUCAACGUGGUUCUCGGCGGGGGCAGGCGUCAUUUCGUCCCGAAAGUGAUCCAGGACCCGGAGGAGCCGGAUAAAGAGGGCAGACGAUUGGACGGAAGAAAUCUGAUCGAGGAAUGGUCCAGGAACCACCGGUUGCGGAAUGUGGCCGCGAAAUACGUCGCUAACAAGGAGCAGUUCGAGAACGUUGAUCCGCGGAAAGUGAGCCAUCUACUCGGACUGUUUUCCUAUUCCCAUAUGGACUUCGACGUCGACCGAAACACGAACGGGACCGGUGACCCUUCGCUGGCUGAGAUGACUAUAAAGGCGCUUCGUGUACUGGCGAAGAAUCCCGAAGGAUAUUUCCUGUUCGUCGAAGGUGGUAGAAUCGACCACGCGCAUCACUACAACAACGCGUAUCGAGCACUGGACGAAACACUAGCGUUAGAGGAAGCGGUGCGGGCUGUAAUGAAGGAAGUCGACCUAACGGAAACGCUACUCGUCGUGACGGCAGAUCACUCGCACGUGCUUACGCUUGGUGGUCUCGCAACCCACCGUGGGAAUCCUAUAUUUGGUUCCGACAGCAAGGUGUCAGAUGUUGAUGGACAGCCGUACACGACGUUGUUGUACAGCAAUGGACCUGGGUACACGCAGCCGAGGAAUAUUUUGCGCGAGGCCGGGAAGGAUUCCAUUCAGACGGCGGGAGUGCCACGAGCCUGGGCGACACACGGGGGAGAGGACGUGCCAGUGUUCGCCAUAGGUCCUCUGGCGAAUGUCUUGUUCUCCGGUAGCAUCGACCAAAGCUAUAUACCGCACGCCAUCUCGUACGCCGGUUGCCUGGGUCACCACGCGAGCCGUUGCUCUCGAGAAUCCACGUCCAGCAACGACACAAUGAGCGUCCCGAUAAGCUGUCCCUCGGCGGAGCCAAACAGCGCCGCGAUAUCCAGCGACGUGAUGAAUGACCAGGCUAGAAAUCCACCCACGAAAUCCGCCGGUUCUCCCGAGGCAACGGCCUGCCGUUUGCUAACCAGUGUUCUGCUGCCCCUUAUCCUUGCCAUCCUGCCGUGCCCGUUCGAGGGAAGGAGUUAA
Molecule: messenger RNA, 1428 nt
Organism: Dufourea novaeangliae
Lineage: Eukaryota; Metazoa; Arthropoda; Insecta; Hymenoptera; Halictidae
Gene: Alp1
Product: alkaline phosphatase, tissue-nonspecific isozyme
Exons: 8
Coding region: 1-1428 (475 amino acids)
Biological process (GO): dephosphorylation
Molecular function (GO): alkaline phosphatase activity
Source: RefSeq, a predicted model, not a curated record